Solea solea (common sole) is the source of this 2384-nucleotide messenger RNA. RefSeq lists its product as uncharacterized. The transcript has 2 exons. The record is from RefSeq and is a predicted model, not a curated record. Lineage: Eukaryota; Metazoa; Chordata; Actinopteri; Pleuronectiformes; Soleidae. The coding region runs from base 556 to 1629 and encodes 357 amino acids.
GCCACAGCAGGCACAGUUUAACAACGUUUAAAAAUAACUUCUCUCAGUACGAGUUAGACAAACACUUGCAGAGAAAAUGAAAAGCACAGUUCUCUCUUCAUGAAAUGAAGAGCAGUCACCUCCCCCCAGUUGUCCGGAGAAUAACUCAUGUUUAGCAAGACGACAGAGACAUAAAGAAGCAGUUUGACUGAAGUAAUUUCCUUCCUGGUGUCAGUAACCACAGCAUAUUACUGGAGUGCUGCUGCAUUUUUACUCUUGGGGGAAGUUAAACAAGGGGCGCAGUAUUCUCUCUGAUUUAACGCACACACUCAGUCGGCAUGGUGAAGAAGAAAAAAAGAAGAAGAGGGAGGGAAGGAAAAGAUUUCGGUCACGUGGCCACGCAGUCACUCUGAAAGUAUGCUGGUGGGUUUAUAGCCCACAGAAAUAUAAAAGAGGCGCACAGUGAGCGGUCGUGUCCAUGCAACGAGCAUCGUCGUCACAGCUUUUGAGUCAAUUAGCAGCGUCUGGCUGGAGGAUUCAAAACAGGAGGCGAGAGUGGGUGACGACGGCAGAAAAAUGUCUGAAGGUGGAGACUCAUUAUCGACCCUUCCUCCAGUUUCCAACAGCUCUACUGUCAUCAAUGUCACCACGAUCGACACCUCCACCACCACCACCACCACCACUGCCUCCCCUUAUAAUGACAUCAUCAAGGCCAACGACAUAACCUCCAGAGCAAACUAUGUCUACAGUUUCUUUGCAGGUCUGGGAUUCUUGGCGGGCUGCUUCCUGCUCUACAGCUUCGUCCAGACCUACAGAGCACACAGACGCUUGGCCUGGCUCGACUGCCUGCUCUGGGCCUUCUGUGGCUUCCAGCUGCUGCUCCUGCUGCUCUCCCUCCACGCUGUGGCCCACAGACCCGACUACCUGCAGACUUCAGCACUGAACUGUGCCGCUCUCUCCUUCGUCAUCAACACAGCGUCUAUGUGUGGCCUGUUUGUAUUAGUGCUCAUGGCUUAUGUGCUGACCCUCGACCCGCCCUCUCACGCCCUGCUGCGGAGGCCCGGGGUCUGUGCAGCGCUCGUGAUCGUGACUUCUGUCCUGAUCGCUCUAGUGCUGGCUGGGAUCCGUGGACCCAGAGAUCCCCUCCAUGAAGCCCAGAGGUGUUUUAUGGAUCCAGCCCAAGCUUGCGUUUCAUAUGCAGCUGCAAAGUUGUGUCUGGCUUUUUUGAUUCCCUACAUCCUCCACUUAGGACUCCUGAUCUGCGGCUGUGUGCGACAGUGGAAAUCUAAAGGACGUUUCCUCUCUGGCUCAGAGGAGGGGCCAGUGUUCCUGACCGUCACCGUGGUCAUGUUUACGUGUCUGCUGUUCUACAACGUGGUGCUGGUGAGAGCGGCGCAACUGCAGAAGGUGAAGGGGCUGAGCAAUUAUGAGCAAGCGUUUCUGAGCGUGGCCGAGUUUGUGAUGUUCUCGGGGAGCAGUGUCAGCCUGCUGCUCGUGCUGCUCAUGCACCGGCCGUGUCGAGAGAGUCUCCACGGAGCGUUCAGGCAGCUGAGGGACUGCUGUCGGAGCUCCGGGCGAACGCAGCCCAACAGGAACAUCAUCGCUCCACACAUCGAGAUCACAGACACGCUGCAGGACAUAGAGUCAUAGACAGAAACUCAGCCGUGUGAGGACAGAACUCGACUAAUGCAUCAGAGGACAAACUCUUAAAGACCGCACGCAUUAGACAUUUUCAUAAUCAACGAUUUAACCUGCUUUUGCUGUUUGUUUCCCUCUGAAUUUGUCGUGCAAACAGGUGUUAUUUAUCACAUGUGUGACGCUGAGGAAACUAAAUGGAACUCGGCCGCCGGUUUGUUUAUUUCUACUGUGACCUGUCAGACUGGCUGCUGUGCAAAGGGCCCAGAGAUAAGACGAGCUUUCUCCCAUCGAGUGUCUCCAGUGACUGAAAAUCAGACCCUAAAGCUAUUGUCCAAAUAGAUUUUUUUUGUAUAUUUGUAUUUCACAGAAAUAAAUAUUUUGCUAUGCAUCUUCAGAACUGUGAAACAAUGUAUGCAGUCAUUUUGUCCAUCCACCUUCUACUGCUUUAUCCUCCACCCUGGGCAUGUUUCCACCGGCUCUACUCGCCUCAGAAAGUUCCCACUAGCAUAGUCGGGACUUUUUUUAGUGCCUGCUCUGGUGAGGUUCCAAGUGCACUGAGUAGGUAACACGCGUGACGUCACCACGUCACUGCUGGCCACUGAUUGCCGUCACAGGAAGAGACGUCCGACACAAGAAUCAAGCCGAACAAUACCAAACUGUAGAUCAGUUAAAACGAUUUAACAAUCCUAAAAACAUGGGUUAAUCUCCAACUAUUACCAGGGAAAUGUCUCAAAUCUCAAUAUUUAACAGAGGAGUCUGGUGUAUUU